UUAAUACAAGUAUAUAAUAUAUCCACACAGGUAUAUUUGUGUGUAUCUAUCCAUAGAAAGAGAAAAACAGACCUUCAAUUGAAGAUAUUAAUGGCGAUGGAUAAACCUCCGGCAAGACCAAAAAGCAAGCUUUUAAAGUUCUUACCAAAAGCAGCUCCAUCGGCAAUAACAUUCCAUAAUCCUCCAUUCAGCCCCGGUAGAUCUGAACAACACCCACCGACCAAACAUAAACCGCCGCAUCCCAGAAGUGGGUUGUCAGUGAUCCCGUCGGGAGCAACUCACCGGAAAAAUCAUCCCAAAAACUCCGGCGAUUUCGAGAAUCAAGAACCCACUUCACCAAAAAUCUCAUGUAUGGGACAAAUCAAGAUCAAACACAACACUAAGAAGAUAAACAAGAAGGAAAUCGAUAAACCUAAGCACAUCAAAUCCGCGGCGGCAUCUCAUAAACAACAUGUUUUGAAGAGAAUCUUCGGCGGCGGCGGUGGCGGUGGCGGGGGAGGUACGAAGCCAUCUUUUAGGAAAUCGAAAUCUGAUAUGUCGGCGGCUGUGAGUUCGUCGAAGAUGUCGCCGCCGAACAGGGCGCCGGCGUUGAGUCAGAUGCAGCGUUUUUCUAGUGGUCGGGAGAGUUUAGCUGGAUUUGAUUGGACUGUUCAUUUGGCGCCGGAGAAGGUGGAGCAUCGCCGGCGGGAGCUUACUAUUAAUUAUUACUCCGAUGAGGAAAGAGAAAGAGAAGGAGAUAGCGAUGAUGAAGAUGGGGAACCCAUAAUUCCAUUCUCUGCCCCAUUGAUGGGCGGCGCCGGCGCCGGAGAUUGCGGCGGUGGUCGCGGCGGUGCCGGAGGAAGAGGAGGGUUUUGUUUAGAGCCUAGGAAAGAGAUUAAUCUAUGGAAGAGGAGGACCAUGGUUCAACCUAGGCCUCUUCAAUUGAAUACACAUGGUUAGGUUAAGAUAAUAAAUAU
Impatiens glandulifera is the source of this 956-nucleotide messenger RNA. RefSeq lists its product as uncharacterized. The record is from RefSeq and is a predicted model, not a curated record. Bases 91 to 939 code for a protein of 282 amino acids. NCBI's taxonomy places the organism in Eukaryota, Viridiplantae, Streptophyta, Magnoliopsida, Ericales, Balsaminaceae. The transcript has a single exon.